AUGGUCGACCGACCCAAGAAACCGUCUUGUUUAACAACUACUACUAGUCCGAUUACUCAAGAAUUAGUUAGUGUCUCACACUCAAAUUCAAGAGUGAGUGCAACUCUAGCAACCGGCGAGAGCAUUGAUAUCCUUUUAUUUGGAGCCACAAUUAUCAGCUGGAGAGAUAAAAAUGGCCAAGAGCUAUUAUGGCUCAGCGAAUCUGCCAAUUUAAAUGGCCAAAAGGCAGUACGGGGGGGCUUACCGCUGGUUUUCCCGAUAUUUGGCAAAGAUUCUACUCAUGCUUCCACGUCACAGUUACCACAACAUGGCUUCGCCCGGAUAUCUUAUUGGGAUUUUUUGGGCAAGUCAAGUUCUGAAUCUGACGGUGACGACAGUGUUAAGUUAGACUUUGGCCUUAGUCCAGCCAAUCUGACCGAAGAAAAUAAAAAAAAUUGGCCAUAUACAUUUGGAUUAAUCUACAGCGUGACUCUCUCCAAAAAUGGAUUAACAACCAGCCUUGUAGUCAGGAACGGAGGAGAAAAAUCAUGGGAUUUUCAAGCCUUGCUGCAUACAUAUUUUCGAGUUAAGGACAUAUCAACAGUUGAAAUAACAGGCCUAGAGUCAUCUCCAUACCUCGACAAGACUUCGACCCCAAAUAGCUCUGGGACUAGUUCAUCAGAACCUCAAAAAAUAACUUCCAAGAUUGAUCAAAUAUUUACGCCAGCUAGUAGUUCCGAUACACCAAUUUUAAUUCAUCAUGACGGGAACAAAAAAUUCCAAAUUAUCAGAGAUAAUUUCAAUGAAGUUGUCGUCUGGAACCCAUGGAAGGAAGAUGCUGCUUCUUUGUCGGACUUUGAGCCGUGCGAAGGAUAUAAGAAUAUGGUUUGUGUCGAAGUUGGCGUUAUAAAUGGCUGGAUUGAGCUCGGACCAGGUGAAACUUGGGAGGGUAGUCAAAUUAUCUCUGUACAAUGA
Messenger RNA from Blumeria graminis f. sp. triticale, 954 nucleotides. The record is from the annotation of a GenBank genome assembly. NCBI's taxonomy places the organism in Eukaryota, Fungi, Ascomycota, Leotiomycetes, Helotiales, Erysiphaceae.